UUGGCCUGCUGCUGUGGUACUGCUGCUUGUUCCUUGUGCUGCAAAUGCUGCCCCAAGAUAAAGCAGUCAACGAGUACUCGCUUCAUGUAUGCGCUUUACUUCAUCCUGAUGGCUAUCAUCUCUUGCAUCUCUUGCAUGAUGUCAACGACAGUAGCAAACAAAAUGAAAAUCGCCUUCUACGCGCAGCUAUGCAAGGGCAUUCAGGCAGGAGACAUGUGUGAGAAGCUGGUGAGCUACUCCACCGUGUACAAGGUCUGCUUUGGGAUGGCCUCUUUCUUCUUUCUCUUCUUCUUGUUCACCAUCAAAGUGAACAACAGCAAGAGCUGCAGAGCGUACAUUCACAACAGAUUCUGGUUUAUUAAGCUUAUACUUCUGGCAGCAAUGUGUUCAGGAGCCUUCUUCAUUCCUGACCAGGAUGCUUUUCUCAAUGCUUGGCGCUACGUAGGAGCAACGGGAGGUUUCCUUUUCAUUGCCAUUCAGCUCAUCCUGCUUGUUGAAUUUGCACACAAGUGGAAUAAAAACCGGACAGCUGGCACAAAUCACAAGCAGCUCUGGAACAGUUUGCUGGCUCUGGUCAUGCUGGUCCUGUACACGAUCGCUGUGGCAGCCCUGGUCGUCAUGGCCAUCUUCUACAUGCGCCCCGAGGGUUGCACAUACAAGAUCCUCCUCGGGGUUAACGGUGGCCUGUGCCUCUUUGUGUCGCUGGUGGCCAUAUCGCCCUGUGUCCAGGACCGCCAACCUCAUUCUGGUUUGCUGCAGUCAGGAAUCAUCAGCUGCUGCAUCAUAUACCUCACUUUCUCAGCAUUAUCCAGCAAGCCUCCAGAAACCA
Messenger RNA from Tinamus guttatus (white-throated tinamou), 829 nucleotides. The record is from RefSeq and is a predicted model, not a curated record. Lineage: Eukaryota; Metazoa; Chordata; Aves; Tinamiformes; Tinamidae.